Conger conger (European conger) is the source of this 5940-nucleotide messenger RNA. Its product is annotated as inositol 1,4,5-trisphosphate receptor-interacting protein-like 2. The transcript has a single exon. NCBI's taxonomy places the organism in Eukaryota, Metazoa, Chordata, Actinopteri, Anguilliformes, Congridae. The coding region runs from base 278 to 1750 and encodes 490 amino acids. The record is from RefSeq and is a predicted model, not a curated record.
CUGAGCGCUCGACUCUGAAGACUGUCGGCACUGAGGGGGAACUUUGAAACGGCUGAUAAGGAGGAGCUGUAACUUCAAAAAAGUUACAGCUAAUUGGAACUUUACAACAAACACUUUAGUCGGAAACUUUUCUUGGGAGGUGAGAGGAAGUUUGAGUCUGUUCCCACUGUGCUAAUAGUGCGAUCCAACAACGCUGAGUUUCAGGAGCUGGGAGAGUCACCAUGGGCUAGUCCACGUUGCUGGUGCCCUGUUCUGUAGUGCGUCGUGGAGAAUCAGAAUGACUGUGUACACCUUGAACCUCAGGGUCUUCUGGCCACUGGUCGUCUGUGUGCUCACAGCCUUCGUGCUGCUACACCUCUCUCUCCGCCUAGGUCCUGACCCUGGAUCUGACGGGUGUCCAGACCGAACAUUGGGGCUCCUCUCAUUGGUCAAGCUUCUUUUGGCUUUUGCUCUCUGCUACUUUCUUAUUAGGUAUUGCUCAUCUGAAACAGGCAGGACAAAGCGACGUCUCACUGAGAUCACUGAGGGCCCUGCCAGAGCCAGUUCCUCCAGAAAAGAGCUGCUGGAAGAUUACUACGAGAGGCAGGUCCGCCUGUCACCCCAUGUUCUAGGCCAUAGUAAGGCACACGUUGCCAAGCUGGUCAGUGAACUGGUAAGGGCGGGACGUGCUGAGAUCCCUCCAGAGUCCUCUCUGGGUCUUCGCGGGGACUUUAUCCAGAUUGGCAGUGCUUAUGAGGAGCAUAAAGUGGGCCAUCCUGACUGCUUCGACAUCUUGGUCCCGCUGCGGCUGCCCAGAGCCCUGAAGCUGGAGCCCAAAAGCUGUGCUGGAGAAAAAGGAAGCCCGCUACUCUGCAGUCUGGAGACCCCCCGCAAGUCAGAGUGGAACAGGCGACACAAGGCCUUCACCGAGGCGUUCUUGAGCUCCAAAGAGCCGGGCGGGGUGUUAAGACUGACUCCGGCGCCCGUGGUGCGCUGGUUUUACCCCACGGUGCAGCGCUGUCUCUCUGCUGUGCGCUACCCCUUUGAGCAGCGGUGCUCCCUGGGUCUGUCGCAGAGCGAGGACCGCAUCCUGCUGCGCCUCACGCCACGCUCCGACUACGUCUGCUGCCACAUCUCCAUGGGCGUGCGGCUCAUCCCCGCCGUGCCCCUGGGGAAUGGCGUGUUUCUGGUGGCUGCGCCUAGGGGCUCCCAGCAGGAGGACCUUUGGACGGUGUACUUCCCCCGACAGGAGCAGAGGCUUCUGGGCUGGCUGAAAGGCAGGGUGCCGUCUGGCUCCUGCCACCUGAAGUGCCUGCAGAUCGUGAAGGCCGUACGGGACCUGAGUGGGCAGGCCUUGGAUUGCCGCGGGGGAGCAGAGUGGAGGGCCGUGCUGUCCUCCUACUCCCUGAAGAUGGCGUGGCUGCGACUCUUGCUCAGCACGCCUCCUGAGGCCUGGGAGGAGCACCAUCUCCUGGAGAGGAUAGAAGAUCUGCUGCGAGGCUUGAGGGAGAGCCUGCAGCAACGAUUCUUGGGUCACCUCUUCCUUGGGAGUGACACUGGGCUGCUGCCAGAUUUUCUUGCCUUGCCUAAGCCAUUCAAGGACAUAGCUUCGGCCAAUCUCUUGGCCAGCUUCAACCCAACAUCUCUGGAUAUAGUGUCUGCCCGCUUGGCCUACUCCUGGACACAUCUGCAUCGGCUAAUUCGUCUUGGGUGUCCCCAAAGGGACAGUGUGGGAAGGGGUGUACGCUGCAAGCACAUGGAUGCUGAGUAAGAAUAAAAAGCAGUAAAGCUCAAGCUAUAUCUUUCCUUAGUUUCUGGUUUCAGGGAAAGAGGAGGAUAGGUUUAAAAUAUUUUGCACGGCAGCUCGCAAAACUUAACUCAAUGAUGAACAUUUGAUAUUGGACUGUUUUAUUCUGGAACACAAAUACCAUCCUCUGGCUCUAUUUAAUAUUGAUGUAAUAUUUCUAGCUCAAAAGCAAUGAAUUUAUUUAACUUAGUAUUACUUGAAGAAAUGGAAAAGUGCAGCUUCCACUGGGGGUACGUAUGGAAUUGAAAACUUUUUGGAAAAAACUAUUGAUUUUAAGUGACAGUUGCCUUAUUGGUCAGAGGAAAUAAUAUUGGGUAAUUUUCAGGAAUUUGGUGCAGGGUUUUCAAAUUACUAUUGGCUGUCAUAUAAUAUAAUAGGAAUAUUGUCAAAGAAUAGUGCAGCUUCCACUGGGGGUACGUAUGGAAUUGAAAACUUUUUGGAAAAAACUAUAAUUUUUUAGUGACAGUUGCCUUAUUGGUCAACGGAAAUAAUAUUGUGUCAUUUUCAGGAACUUGGUGCAGGGUUUUCAAAUUACUAUUGGCUGUCAUAUAAUAUAAUAGGAAUAUUGUCAAAUAAUAACCCCAUAACGGUUUAUUCUACAGAAACCAUGGCAGCUUCUCUGCAUAUUUCUGUCAGGAGACCAGGAGGCAACUAUACAUGCUGAGAAAGACUAUCUCAGGUCUAAUCCAGCUCUCAGAGGGCAUACGACAUUGUUUCAUCCAGACUUUUAUAUAUUCACUGCAGCAACAGACACAUGGUAAAUGACCAAACAUAGAGAAGCUAAACAAGAUGUCUGUAUUGUUGCAUUUUUAAAUCUGAUCAUCAUUACAGGUACAGAGUAGUAACAUAAAGCUUGUUACUAUUUGACUGUAGAGCACUGAAUGUUUCUACAAGUUGCCUUGCCAGAAUGAUUCUAGGACUGAUGCAAGAGUCAUUAUACAUGGCUGAGCUGUCUGAAUUUCUUCAUCGUGUGAAGGAAAAGAACAAUCAGUUCAAUGACGGUUUGUUAGUCAGAGCCAGCAGCUACGUGGUACUUUCACAGUUUCAGAUAUGAGGUAGUGUUGUGGAUGCCAACAUCUAAUCAACUAAAGGGAAACAUACAACAGGCAUUAUUUAAAUAUAAGUAUUUAGGCAACGAUAUUUCAACAAACGUAACAUGUUUGUCCAGCCUGUGAUGUUUGGGCCCUUGGGGGAAGGGCAUAGGGAAGCGAGUCAGACCACUGCCACGUGACUGUUAACCAGAGCCAUGCUGGUACAAGGUAUUAAAUAUAUGAAACUAAUCCAAUGUUAUGAGCAAUUUUAAACAUUAUUGAUGAAAACUUCAGCAUGUACAUAUCACUCUGAAUAUGAGUAUAAUAUUUAUUGCAGCUAAAAUAUUGGAGCUGUUUUACCUUGGAUUUGCAAAGCAUCCCCAUUUCUGUCUACCCUACACCUAUCUUACAAAAUUCCUCUGAUCUUUAGCAGUUUGUAUCACCUUGUAGGCAUUCACCACUCCCUGUGGACACAUUCCCACAGCAUGUUGUCAUGGAGAUGCCACUCAGCAUUUUGGGUCACUCUCGCGAGCUUGUCUCCUAGAAACCUUAAUUUGCCUCUGGGAAAUCAGGAUGACAAUUAACACAAAUCAGUGCAUUGAGAUUAGCAAUGCAAACUGCCCACUUCAUCUAUGAUUGCUGGAUUUUGAAAUGGGGAAAAUAAGAUAUUUCCAUCUUCUGUACGGCACAGGACUCUGCUCUUUUCCAUCCCCCUCUAACUUCUGUAAAAUGGGCUUAAUGGCUGCUUAACAGCAAAACAGGAUGCAGAUUAAGGAACCUUAAAAGAAACUUCCACUUGCUGAAAACAAAGCUGGUGUAACUAGUAAUUAUUUCGCAAGAAAAGUACAAAAGUUGCAGGGCAGUCUCUAAUGUCUGGCUUGAUAUUCCUAGAUAAAGUAAGCCGCAACAUUUUGCUCAAGGAUAAAACAGCAGAUUGCCAUUUGCACAUUGACCCACAGACCUAGAGUUCUGUGCCUUAACCACAGGGAAGGGCAUCAUAACUACAUUAUAAAGAACUCAAGCCAUAAUAAUGGACCACAGAAUGCUUGUCCAUAUGGUUUUUGUUGGUGAUGAUCAAAAGCUGGAUGCAGGCACAAUGUUUUUGUUAAUUGCUUGGCACUGUAGUUAAGGUACACUUGCAUUAAGGACAGCCCUAUCUCUCCUUUAUUCUUCAAUGAAAACUGGAUGACAGCCUACUUUUAAAUUAGAUUUGUUUAAUGGGCUUUGAGCUGCUAUUAUUAAUGGAUAAUGGCACCACACAUUUCCCACUUGAUACUGCACAAGAGCUGCAUAAGUAGUUUAGGUAGUUUAAAAACACAAAGCAGAAAUAGUUUUUCUCAUUCUUGUCUGAGUAGUUUUGCAAAAGGAAAUCUUCAUCUUGGCCCGAUUGCAAUUUGUUCCACAAAUGACUCAGCAAGUAAUGCACUAAAGGGUCCUCCAGGAUCAUAUCAGGAUCGUAUGUGGCCAUGUCCUUAGAAGUCUUCUAAAUUUUAUUCAGUCUGAGAUUUAAAAUAACUCAAAAUCAUGCUGAUGGAUGCUGUGUCUUUUUAAGUUGUUGGCGUUCUCUUCUCUGACCUCAAGGAAUGCGAUGAUUGCAGUAAUCAUAGAUGAGUUGGUUCGAUAAAUAGAGAGUUCCAGAAAGACAAAUAGAGAGUGGCCUCUCUCCUGUUAAGGAAGGGAGACUACUAUCCCUGAACAAAAAAACAAUAUGACUGCAAGUGUACACCAGCUUCAUGGAAGUUCUAAAGAAUAGUGAAAAAGAGUUAUUCCUCAUGACUGGAAUUGUAUAUACAAAAUGGAGUCCAUUCAUUAUAGAAAUGUUAUUUUUACCAGUGACUCUAAUCCAGUUAAUUGUUACACCCAUAUCCACAAGCAUGAGCUGUGCUGGACUGUAUUCCCAGAGGGUUUCAUGUGAAAGCUCUGUAUGGAGCUCCACCAAUAGGAACUCAACUGUUUCCAAGGCAACCCUGAAAUUAAUGGAAAUUUCUAAAGUUGUGGAGUGGCAGAUGUAUGCACUGAUAAAUUGUUGAGAGUCCACCUCCAAAAUACAUUGCUGUCUAUAUUCAAAUGCAUGCACACUUAGAUCCAUCAUUUUAUAACUUAGUUUAUUUGGCUUCAUUAGUAGUAUACGACGAAAAGUAACCUGAAGGUAUGACACAUAAUCCAUAAUGAUAAAACUGUGUGUUUUUUCUGUGUGAGCAAAAUCUGUUUAAUAUUCACAAGGCACAAGACGUACAAUUCAAUUAAAAUAAAUGGUUUGUGGAAAUGGGAAUGUGGGAAUGUUCAAGCCAGGCAGCAGAAAGAGAAAGAAAUGCAAAAUGCAGAAGUACAUGAACAAGAGUUUACAAAUAUGGCAGUGGUCUUCAAAUGUGGUACUGGAAAUCUUCAACUGUAAUCACAGGGUCUGGUUUUUGUUUUCACCUUAUAAAGAGCAGCACUCAGUUAUGCUCUGUUCAGUUGAACAAUGGGCCUAAUGUUCUUUCAGAUUAGCUUUUUUAAUGUAUAUUACAGAAGGCAAGAAUGUGUUAAAACAUGCAUCAUACCAGUUGCCACUUUCAUAAAUGAGUCACUACACAUGUUGUAUAUUCUAAAAGUGCCAAAAGUGUCAUGAAUGGAAAAGUGUAAAUUAAUAAUAUCCAUAUGAUAAAUGUUUUAUUUUAUAAAAAGGACCAAUUUUGUUGUCAUGUUUAUCAUGACAUUACUUGUUUUCAUUGAUUUUAAUUGAAAAGGGUACUGUUUGCCUCAGGAAACAGAGUGUACAAUUGAGUACACAGAGUGUUUAUUUAUUAAUGUAUAUACAGUCUUUUGUUAAAUACUAUAUGAGAGAGUCAUAUAGAUAGGCCCACACAAAUAAUGCACUCCAUGUUGAUCACAGUAAGUGAACAGAAAUCUACAUAUGUAACGUGAUAGUUUAUGUAGAUCUUUUCUUUUGGGGAUAUUAGUUUUAUGCACUCCAAUUUAAAACUAUUAUGUUCUAACCAGAAAGAGUAUUUUGUUUUCAAUGAAGUCACUAUAUUAUGUAUGUCUUAAUGGCAGCCAUUCUGCAUAGAUUUUCAGGCUUUUGUAAGUUUUGUCAAAUUUUAGUUUGUUUCCUAAAAAUAAAAGUACUUUUAAAAGACAUAA